AUGCUCUCUCGCAGUGUGCGUACAUUUCGUGCCGCAAUUGCACGACGUAGCUCUCGCUUAAAUACUGCGGCGGAUUUUCACUCUUCCAAUGCCGUUCAAAGCAGUUUUGUGCAGCACCGUGACACGGAAGAAAACAAUGCUGAUACACCAUUUGAUUUCACGCCUGAAAAUUACGAGCGUGUCCACGCCAUUUUGGAUCGCUACCCGGAGAACUACAAAUCGUCAGCUAUUAUUCCGCUGCUAGACCUAGCGCAACGUCAACAUGGUGGCUGGCUUCCACUCGCCGCUAUGAACAAGGUGGCCCGCAUUGUGGACGUCAAACCUAUCCAAGUCUAUGAGGUUGCCACCUUUUACACCAUGUUUAAUCGUGAAAAGGUGGGCAAGUAUUUUAUCCAGCUAUGUGGAACGACGCCCUGUAUGAUUUGUGGUUCCGAGGAGAUCAAAAAGACGAUUGAGACGCAUCUUGGGAUUAAAGAAGGUGAAACUACCAAGGAUGGGAAGUUUACGCUGCGAGAAGUUGAGUGCCUUGGCGCGUGUGCAAAUGCUCCUAUGGUGCAGAUCAAUGACGACUUUUACGAAAAUCUUACGCCCGAAACGACGCGCGAGUUGUUGGACGCGUGUAAAAAGGAUGCAACGCCUCCUAUGAGUAAGUGGGGCAGUUUGCCGAUGAAUGGUCAGCUAUCUUGCGAAGGUCCGCAGGGCAAGACGUCACUUAAGUGGGAGAAGCCACCUGGACCAGGUUUUCGAAUGCGCCCAGAUGAAGACCUCAAGCCUAAGAUUAAUCCGAAGGAUAUAAAAGACGCCAUGCUGUACUAG
Plasmopara halstedii is the source of this 816-nucleotide messenger RNA. RefSeq names its product nadh dehydrogenase. The transcript has 3 exons. Lineage: Eukaryota; Oomycota; Peronosporomycetes; Peronosporales; Peronosporaceae. Gene Ontology annotation, biological process: mitochondrial electron transport, NADH to ubiquinone. Bases 1 to 816 code for a protein of 271 amino acids. Gene Ontology annotation, molecular function: NADH dehydrogenase activity. The record is from RefSeq and is a predicted model, not a curated record.